CCGGGCCGCAGGCGGCGGCGGCGGCAGCAGCAGCGCAGGGCUCAUGUAAUCAAAGGAGUUUCUUUGUUGUGUGUAUCUUUUCAGAACACAACAGGAAUUCAAAAUGAAUCAGAACACAACUGAAUCUACUGUUGUUGUGGAGACCUUAGAUGAUGUACCUGAGCAUGUGCUUAGGGGACUUCCUGAGGACGUGAGGCUCUUCCCAUCUGCGGUUGACAAGACACGGCUUGGUGUCUGGGCAACAAAAUCAAUUUUAAAAGGCAAGAAGUUUGGACCAUUUGUUGGUGACAAGAAGAAAAGAUCUCAAGUGAAGAGCAAUGUUUACAUGUGGGAGGUGUAUUACCCCAACCUGGGCUGGAUGUGUGUCGAUGCAACUGACCCAGCCAAAGGCAACUGGCUGCGCUAUAUAAACUGGGCACGCUCGGGCAAGGAGCAAAACCUCUUUCCUCUGGAGAUCAACAGGACCAUCUACUACAAAAGUUUAAAGCCAAUCGCGCCCGGCGAGGAGCUGUUGGUGUGGUACAAUGGGGAGGACGACCCGGAGAUAGCCGCCGCUAUUGAGGAAGAGCGAGCCAGCGCCCGGAGCCGGCGGCACUCCCCGAAAGCCAAGAAAGGAAAGAAAAAGACUCAGGAAAGUAAAAACAAGGGAAAGAAGGCAGCUGAUACGAAACAGAAAAAGGCUGAUUUGGAUUCUACUCCUGCAGAUAUGAGGGAUGCUAAAGAGGGUCAUAAAGAGGAAGAUGAAACACCUUCUGUUUCUGCUGUACUGUCCCUGGAGCAAACAGCUGUGAUUCAGGAGAUGGUAAAUCAGGAUGUACUUCCAAAGCUGAUGAUCCCCAGUCCUACCAGUGAACCACAAAUAGUGACUGAAGACAAGCAAGGAGAAAUAAUAAACUGUGCAUCAGAUGAUUUAGAUGAUGAUGAAGAGGAGGAUGAUGAAGAGGAAGAAGACGAAGAGGAAGUAGAAGAUCCCAAUAUGCCUAAAGAAAACGCUGAAAUGCCUUUGAUAUGUGAAGAAAAGUUAGAGUCUGUGGAGGAGCAGAAGAGUCUGUCAGAAGAAUCUCCAGAAAGCUCUCCAAAGAAAAAGCUUGUUGUGAAAAUUCCAAAAGCUAGAGGCGAAUCCAACGGUGAUGUUCAGGAAACAUUCAUGUUUCCCUGUCAGCACUGUGAGAGGAAGUUCACAACCAAGCAAGGCCUGGAACGCCACAUGCACAUCCACAUAUCUACUAUCAACCACGCGUUCAAGUGUCGGUACUGCGGGAAAGCCUUCGGCACUCAAAUCAACAGGCGAAGGCACGAGCGACGCCACGAGUCAGGGCUGAAAAGGAAACCCUUCCUAACACUAACAUCAUCACAACACUUGGAUAAUGUUGGUGAUAACCAAAUAAUUGUGGAUGAUGGUCUUAAAGAUGAGCUGAACGUUUCAAGUCUUGUGCAAGACUCUGUUGUCUUGGAUUCGGAGAAAGUUUCCCAGGAGUUGUCCAACUCUGCUUUUGCUGAGGAGAAUAAGGAGCCCAAAGAAUUGCAUCCCUGCAAAUACUGCAAAAAGGUUUUUGGAACUCACACCAACAUGAGGAGGCACCAGCGCAGGGUUCAUGAACGCCAUCUUAUUCCCAAAGGUGUCAGGAGAAAAGGAUUCUUCACCGAAGAGCCACCGCUUCAGAUAGAGCAGGCCCCGCCGGUCCAGAGCGUGUACAUAGCAAGCACGGAGAUAGAAGAGGAAGGAGAAGUAGAUGAUGUCUAUAUUAUGGAUAUUUCCAGCAAUAUCUCUGAAAAUUUAAAUUAUUACAUUGAUGGUAAAAUUCAGUCCAACAGCAGCACUAGCAACUGUGAUGUGAUUCAGAUGGAGUCCAACUCUGCAGACUUGUAUGGGCUAAAUUGUAUAAUCAGCCCAGUCACGGUGGAAAUUGCCCCAAAUUUAAAGGUCACGCCAACACACGUGAAUGAACCUCCUAAGGAACCCUCCAGCAGUGGGAGCAAUGAAUCCAAAAAGAGGAGAACUGCCAGCCCACCUCUUGUACCAAAAAUAAAAACUGAAAUAGACCCGGAACCUAUAACUCCUACUAGUUCUUUAAAUCUUCCUCUUAGCAUUUCAACAGAAAGCUUGCCUUUCAACAAAGAGAAAGGGGUUUAUUUGUCAUCCAAAUUAAAACAGCUUCUUCAGACGCAGGACAGUAAGAAGAUAACUCCAUCAAGUGAAAUCCCUAAACUAGGGCCUUCUGUUACAUCAUCACCCAUUUUGCCUCCAGUAUCAGGUAGAUUUAAAAGAAGGACCAGCUCUCCUCCCAGCUCUCCACAGCACAGCCCAGUACUUCGAGACUUCAAAUCAGGUGAGGGAAAAACUGUCUGGAAUGAUAAUAUUCGGAGUUCAAAAAUGCCAAAGUUAGAAAGCCACAGCAACUCACCUGCUUGGAGCUUGACUGGACGGGAGGAGAAAGAGCCUCCAAGCCCUCAUUGUUUUGAAGACUACAAAAUCUCCAAAGAUUGGACAGCAGCUCCAGCUUUUGGCAGUGUGUGCAACCAGCAGCCGCUGGAUUUAUCCAGUGGUGUGAAACAAAGGUCUGACGUCAAAAACAAGAAUCAGGUUCCCUGGGAAUCUGUCUUAGAUCUAAGUGUGCAUAAGAAGCCUGGCAGCGAUGCUGACAUUAGGGACUAUAAAGAAAAUUCCAUACAGCCAACCUGUAGUGGUGUUAAAAAGAAGAAACCAACCACCUGCAUGUUACAGAAGGUCCUGCUCAAUGAGUAUAACGGGACAGAUGCAGCCACGGACAGCACGCUCGGUGUGAACGCGAGCGCGAGUCCGAGCAAAGCCCUGGAGCCUCAGGCAGAACCUGAUGUGGAUCCCAGUUUGUCAGCAUCAUCGUCUGUUGACACUCAGCCCCUCAGUUCCUCUGCUUCCCCUGUGCCACAGGCAUCUGCUGUACCUCCCGUGUGCCAGCUGCCUCCUUUGUUAACACCAACCAAUCCUCCUUCCCCUCCGCCCUGCCCGCCUGUGCUAACAGUUGCUACAUCGCCGCCUCCCCUACUUCCACCGAUGCCCUUACCGACUCCAGAUGUCUCUGCCAGCGCCACUAACACUUCGUCCUGUCCAUCACCACUUUCUAACACUACCACCCAGUCCCCUCUACCAGUUCUUUCACCUACAGUUUCUCCUUCUCCGUCCCCUGUUCCUUCUGUUGAACCUCUUAUUUCUGCCGCUUCACCUGGUCCGCCCACCCUCUCUUCCUCAUCUUCCUCCUCCUCCUCUUCUUCCUCUUUCUCCUCCUCUUCAUCUUCAUCAUCCCCAUCUCCACCACCCCUUUCUGUGGUUUCUUCUGUCGUUUCCUCUGCUGAUAAUCUUGAAAAUACUCUCCCGAUGAUCAAACAGGAGGAAGCUGAAACUGAGCAGCAGAAAGCGCGAGAAGAUCCUCACACUUCAAGCGAAUCGGGAGGAGUAGUGCAGGAAACGUUCAACAAAAGCUUUGUGUGCAAUGUCUGCGAAUCACCUUUCCUUUCCAUUAAAGACCUAACCAAGCAUUUAUCCAUUCAUGCUGAAGAAUGGCCCUUCAAAUGUGAAUUCUGUGUACAGCUUUUUAGGGAUAAAACAGACUUGUCGGAACACCGCUUUCUGCUUCACGGAGUAGGAAAUAUCUUUGUUUGCUCGGUCUGUAAAAAGGAGUUUGCUUUUUUGUGCAAUUUGCAGCAGCAUCAGCGAGAUCUCCAUCCAGACAAAGAGUGCACACAUCACGAGUUUGAAAGUGGGACUUUGAGACCCCAGAAUUUUACUGACCCCAGUAAGGCCAACGCGGAGCACAUGCAGAGCCUGCCGGAGGAUUCUUUGGAACCUUCUAAAGAGGAGGAGGAUGAAGAUCUAAAUGAUUCCUCUGAGGAGCUUUAUACUACUAUAAAAAUAAUGGCAUCUGGAGUAAAAUCUAAAGAUCCAGAUGUUCGUAUGGGCCUCAACCAACACUACCCGAGCUUUAAACCACCUCCAUUUCAGUAUCACCAUCGUAAUCCUAUGGGUAUUGGGGUUACUGCCACAAACUUCACUACCCACAAUAUUCCCCAGACUUUUACCACUGCCAUUCGAUGCACAAAAUGUGGGAAGAGCGUGGAUAACAUGCCUGAGUUACACAAACACAUCCUGGCCUGUGCUUCUGCCAGUGAUAAAAAGAGAUACACCCCUAAAAAAAAUCCAGUGCCGCUGAAACAGACAGUGCAGCCUAAGAAUGGCAUGGUGGUUCUAGCUGGCCCUGGAAAGAACGCCUUCAGACGAAUGGGUCAGCCUAAAAGACUGAAUUUUAACGUUGAGAUUAGCAAAAUGUCCUCAAAUAAACUAAAAAUAAGUGCAUUGAAAAAGAAAAACCAGCUCGUCCAGAAAGCUAUCUUGCAAAAAAAGAAAUCUGCCCAGCAGAAGGCAGAGCUGAAAAAUCAUCCAUCCGAGUCAGACUCUCACAUCUGCCCCUACUGUAACAGAGAGUUUACUUACAUUGGGAGCUUGAACAAGCACGCCUCGUACAGCUGUCCCAAAAAACCCAUCUCUCCCUCCUCUAAAAAGAACUCCAAAAAAAGUGCAAACUCUUCCCCUGCAAGCAGCGAGAAAGGCAGCAACCAGCGCAGGCGAACGGCGGAUGCAGAAAUCAAAAUGCAGAGCAUGCAGCCUCACUUGGGCAAGACCAGGGCACGAACCUCAGGACCUGCACAAAUCCAGCUCCCCUCUGCGUCCUUCAGAUCCAAACAGAACGUUAAAUUUGGGCCUUCCAUGCGAUCCAAAAAGCCAAACUCUUCGUCCCUGAGGAACUCUAGUCCUGUAAGAGUGUCCAAAAUGUCCCACGUUGAGGGGAAAAAGGCUAAGAUGGUGGCUAAGAACAGUUCCGCUGGCAUCUCCAGCAAAGCCUCCCGGAAACUGCACGUCAGGAUACAAAGGAAUAAUAAAGCUGUUUUGCCAAGCAAGUCUGCUGUGGCAAGUAAGAAAAAGGCAGACAGGUUCGCUGUGAAGUCCAGAGAGAGGAUUGGGGGACCUAUCACACGGAGCCUCCAGCAGGCAGCAAACGCAGAGGCAGCAGAAAACAAAAGAGAUGAAAGCAGUGCAAAGCAAGAACUAAAAGAUUUCAGUUACAGGCUCCGCAUGGCCUCUAGAUGUCCCUCCUCCUCCUCGCCGCCCGCCAGCACCAAGCAAUGCAAGAAAUCCACCUGCAGUGCAGCCCACGUCUGCAAGGAUUAGACCCUGCUGCGUGCCCCACAAAUGCAGGCUAGGUGAGAACAGUUCCUCAGCACAGCGAUUUCUUCUGCUGGACCAACGGUGUGCUUCUGUCAUGUCCUUCCUUUCAGAGGGAGAGAACAGAGCAGGGCUCCUGCCUUCUCCAGAGUGUGAACUGUGGAUGCUGGUGAGAGGGUGAUCUCAGUGUCCCCUGCCACAUGGAGCCCACACCUCAACAGCCAGUGGAAUGGCAUGGAGAAAUGUUCUGAGAUCUGCAGGCAGAUGAACUGUGUUCAGAGAGGUGAUGGCUCUGGGUGAGCCUCCUUUGCUGGGGGAAUGCAGAGGGGGUUCACAUACUAUGCAACUCAGUUAGGAAAAGACUGUCACAGCCUUUUGAUUUCUCCUUUGCAUCCUGACGGGUAAGGAACUGGGCAGCCCACAGCACUCCCCUGAAGGGAGCGGCAGGUUUUGCUGGGGCUUCCACAGCCGAUGCCUGUGGGUGCCCCAAUCUCUUGACUUUGUACCAGUAGCUUUAACAGGCAUGAUGCCAUUGCUUUCAGAGCACAUCAGGACCCAUAAGCUUUUGGGAAGGCCACCUGUUAGGUGAUCUCUGUGAAGUGCAUUGAGAACCCAGUUUCACGAAGGGCCAAGCCUCCUUUUCUCAAGAGCUGCCAUUACUUUUUGUUGCCAGCUAGGUGACUCAUUCUAGGCAGGAUUUAUUUAGUGAGAGCAUCAAACACAUCUUGCUGUUGCAGUAUCUGGCAGCACUUGUCCUUAAAGGUGGAUCUUGUGUUUGCAGCCCUCAGUACAAGCCUCUUCAGCUUCAGUGAUCCUGUAGAGAGGGAAUCUAGCAAAGACAAGUUGUAGAAACACCCAGGUCAGCUGGUAACACACAGUGCAAAAAGGUCUCUUACCUCUUGCUCCAAAAUGGUGACAAUCACUCACAGAUACAUCCUCUGGCAGGGAUGAGCUUCUGGCCCCUGCAGCUUUCACCUCAGAGGAGAAGGGUUCCUCCUGUCUGGACAGGUUUUUGCAGGAUCCCUGCUAAGGUAGUGCCUGGUUUGGAGAUUUCUCAAGGAGGUAAAGGGGACUGCUUGCCCUAGUUCCCCCUUAUUUCAAUCAAACAUUCCUCCCCUUGCCUUUGCACUCCACACAGAUGGGCACACAUCUGUGUUUGCACAUGCUAGUGAAGAAAAAACAAGUCCACAGUCAGUAUUCCUUCCCACCACCCUGGGCAAGUCAAAACAAGGAUCAAUUUUAUAUGUAUCAUCAUAAAUAUAGGACUCAUAUAUUGUUAGUAUGAAAUUACUGAGAACAGUUCAUUUCCCCUAGUUUUGAUUGGAACCAAGUGGUUAAAAACGAAGACAAAUGCUUUAAAUGAGAAACACUGGGUUUGGUCACAGUAAAAAUAUUUUAGCUACACACAGUUUGAGUGGGGAAGGAAAAAAUCUUUGGGAUCUUCUACUAUCUAGCUACAGAUUUUUUGGAUAACUCCCUGUUGGAGGCUUUCUAAGUGCAAUUGUGGUCUGGGGGAAGGCUGAGAUGCUGAGGACUAGAUGAGCCAUGAAAAGCUACAUCCCCUCCCAUGCUGGAAAUGAUGCUUCCACUUCAAGACUGUGAGACCAUUGAGACACAGGCUUUGUGGGGAGAGCUGAGACUAUGCUGGCUGCUCUGUCCCUUUCCUAGAGUGGAGAGUCUCUAGGAUUUGUCCCCUCUUGAGCUUUCUGCUAGCAAUAAUCUCCUCUUGAAAUGUGUGAUGUAUGAAUUCCAAACAAAGUCUGAAAUGUUUCACAGCAGCCUUGGAAGUCUGAGAUUCUCAUUAUUGAUGAAAAGCAGUCAGAAGUGAGGAUCCAGAUCUGCUGGGCAGCUUGGUUAAUCUUAGUCACACAGCACAGGACUCACAUUUCUGGCCUUACCUACAUCUCAAAGCAGCUGAUGUGCACACACAGCUCUCUCACCAGUCUGGGUCACGUUAGUUUUGCACAUUUCCUUUGCUUUUUCUUUUCAUAGGAUCACAGAAUGCACUGGGUGGGAAGGGACCCUUGAAAGCCAUCUUGUCCAACCGCCCCUGCACUCAGCAGGGACACCUCCAACUAGCUCAGGCUGCCCAGAGCCACUUCAGCUGAUCUUGAAUGUCUCCAGGGACGGGGCCUCAACCACCUCCCUGGGCAACCUGUUCCAGCGUCUCACCAAUCUCCUUAUGCAGACCUUCCUCCUGAUGUCCAACCUAAACCUCCCCUGCUCCAGUUUCAGACCAUUGCUCCUCAUCCUGUCCUCAAAGGCCCUUCUGAACAGUCCCUCCCCAGCCUUCCUGUAGGUCCCCUUCAGAUAUUGGAAUGCAGCUCUCCCUGGAGCCUUCUCUUCUCCAGGCUGAACAACCCCAAUUCUUUCAGCCUGCCCUCUGCUCUCUUGAGGAUUGUUGCUGAGGAGCUUUCCUGCCACACAGCCCAAAUCCUGCUUUAAACAACCAGUUCUCCACAGGCCCCCUCAGCUACCAAGAAGAGGAAUUAAAUGAAGUGCAAAGUUUCUGGCAGUGAUGCUGCUGAGUUUUCAGUGCCUUUAAGGCAUACCAAUGAGGUUAUGAGAGGUCACUUGUGUGCAAUUUAUUUUUGCUGCCUUUUGAUUGUUGUUUUGGUUGGGUUUGGUUUUGUUUUUAGGGUGGUAUUAAGUAUAAUAACUGCCAAACUCAAGGAGGGAAGUGUGUAAAUUGUUGUGAUAUAUGAACAUGGGGUUGUUUUUUUCUUCCCCUGGAGGAGUUCUGGUUUCUCACAGAAAGCUGUAAAUAUGUAUUUAGAGUUUUAAAGGCAUGCCUUUAUGUCCCUGGGUGUAAAUGCUCUGGUUUUUAAAACUUUUAUAACAUGUCUUGCUCAACUGAGAGACCACAGCACAUAGCUUUAUAUUGUAUUGGUCUAUUGGAAGGGUCCAUUAUGGUCUAAGCUGUGGCAGUGACAAGAGAUAACCAAUGGUUGCACCAAACACUUCAUCUGACUUUCCCUCAGACAACAAAUGCAGGA
Dryobates pubescens (Downy woodpecker) is the source of this 8193-nucleotide messenger RNA. RefSeq names its product PR/SET domain 2 (gene PRDM2). Gene Ontology annotation, cellular component: nucleus. The record is from RefSeq and is a predicted model, not a curated record. Gene Ontology annotation, molecular function: DNA-binding transcription factor activity, RNA polymerase II-specific; histone methyltransferase activity; protein binding. The coding region runs from base 104 to 5203 and encodes 1699 amino acids. NCBI's taxonomy places the organism in Eukaryota, Metazoa, Chordata, Aves, Piciformes, Picidae. The transcript is spliced from 10 exons. Gene Ontology annotation, biological process: regulation of transcription by RNA polymerase II.